Molecule: messenger RNA, 789 nt
Organism: Lolium rigidum
Lineage: Eukaryota; Viridiplantae; Streptophyta; Magnoliopsida; Poales; Poaceae
Product: proline-rich protein 4-like
Exons: 2
Coding region: 1-789 (262 amino acids)
Source: RefSeq, a predicted model, not a curated record
AUGGAGUUCCUGCCUCGGCAGUUUCUGUUCGGAGUCUGCGCCGUGGCGCUGGUCAUCGGUCUCGCAGAUGCUGCGCACGUCGAGACAGCGCCAGUGGUGGUCGGCCUGGCCAGGUGCUCCGACUGCACCAGGAAGAACAUGAAUGCCGAGGCAGCUUUCAAAGGUCUUCAAGUGGUUGUCAAGUGCAAGAGCAGCAAGGGCGAGUACGAGAGCAAGGUCGUCGGGCAAUUGGACAAGUCUGGCGCCUUCAGCGUGCCUCUCGCUGCUGACCUUGUGGGCGAGGACGGAGAGCUGCAGCAGGACUGCCUAGCGCAGCUCCACAGCGCGUCGAACUUGCCGUGCCCCGGGCAGGAGCCCUCCAAGAUCGUCGCCGCAGAGCCCAGCCACGGCAGCAAGACGACCUUCAUGGCGCUCGCUGGGAAGGUGCACGAACCGUCAGCGGAAUGCGCCUCGGCGUUCCUCUGCCAUCCGCCCAUGAUCAAGCCGCCCAAGCAUGAUCAUGAUCACCCUCACCUGCCUGGCAUCAAGCCGCCCAAGCAUGACCACGAUCACCCUCACCUGCCUGGUAAGCCCAUCCCACCCAAGCACGAUCACGAUCAUGACCACGACCAUGACCAUGACCACGAUCACGCACUCCCGCCUGUCGCCAAGCCACCAACGCCCACGCCGAUCUACGGCCCCCCGUCCGAGCGCAAUGCUGUAACCGACCCACAGCUCUUCAAGAAGAUGCUCCCAUUCCUCAAGAAACUGCCCUUCUUCCCUCCUGCCAUGCAGAACGGGAAACCAUAG